AUGACUAUGGAAAAGCUUCAAUUUUCAUUGCCGGCAGUGUUCACUAUCGGUGCCGACAAUGAAAUGGAAGCACUCAAGGAUUACGCUCGGCUUCUUGCAGAGAACUCUGAUGACAAAACCAAUGUCCAGAAAAUCGUGAAAGGCAUUAUCGAAGGUGAAACUCGAGUCAUCGUUUCCAGCAUGUCCAUGGAGGAAGUUUUCAAGGAAAGGCAGGUUUUCAAAAACAAAGUGAUUGAGAGCGUACAGAAGGAACUUCAGCAAUUUGGCCUGCGAAUUUAUAACGCCAAUGUCAAAGAGCUCCAGGACACUCCUGGUAGCGAAUACUUCAGCAUCCUAAGCCAGAAAGCGCACGAAGGAGCUCUUAACCAAGCAAAGAUCGAUGUUGCUGAGGCACGGAUGAAAGGUGAGAUUGGAGAGGCAGAGAAGAAGGGUAAAAUGAAGCAGGAGAUCUCCAAAAUCGACGCCGAUACUGCUGUAUUGGAGACGAAACGGAGGGCCGAAAAAGCCAAGGCGGAUUCCGAGCUCAUGAACCGUCAGACUGAGCUUGAUGCCGGCGUUCAAAUCAGCAAGAUUACAACGAAGCGCCAGACAGAAAUGAAAGAUGCAGAGCUACAAAAACAAGUGGAGUCCAAGCGUGCUGAAACCGAAUUGGAACGUCUUAGAGCCAGUGAGGUCACUAAAAGCAAGGUUGCACGCGAGUCUGCACAGGAGAAUGCAGAUGCCGCUUACUACACAGAACAGAAAGCAGCUGAUGCGCGGUUGUAUAAACAAAAGAUGGAUGCAGAUGCAGCCUAUUAUCGUCAAAGCAAAGAAGCCGAUGCUGCCCUCUAUCAGCAAAAGCGCGAGGCUGAAGGAAUUCUCGAGAUGUCUAAGGCAUACGGUACCCUUAUUGACGUCCUCGGAGGACCCCAAGCCUUCCUACAGUUCAGAAUGAUGGAGAACGGUACAUAUGAGAAAUUAGCCAAGGCCAACGGCGAUGCUAUCAGAGGACUAUCACCCAAGAUCUCAGCGUGGAACACCGGAGAGGGCUCUGGAGAUGCAAUGGCCCCCGUCCGAAAUAUUAUGCAAGGCCUUCCGCCUCUUCUCACCACCAUCCACGAGCAGACCGGCAUCAGCCCGCCAUCCUGGUUGGGCCAGAUGCCUGUGAAUGGUGAAGUUAAUAAACGAAAGUAG
This is a messenger RNA of Aspergillus bombycis, 1173 nucleotides long. Its product is annotated as flotillin domain protein. Bases 1 to 1173 code for a protein of 390 amino acids. Gene Ontology annotation, biological process: protein localization to plasma membrane. Lineage: Eukaryota; Fungi; Ascomycota; Eurotiomycetes; Eurotiales; Aspergillaceae. The record is from RefSeq and is a predicted model, not a curated record. The transcript has 5 exons. Gene Ontology annotation, cellular component: plasma membrane.